CGUAACGUUUGGCCAAAAUGACUGUGGAUCAUUUCGCGAGAAAAGAUCCCACCUUGUCGGACCGAGGAGGCGAGAUUCGGCGUGUUGAAACGAGGAGUCCUUGCGCUUUCCACGAGCGAGCGGCCAGACAGUGGCUUUUCCGCGUUGUAGCGGCUCUGCGCAAAAGGGGAGAGCGGAACCCAUGACAGACGAGCAGGGAGAGACAUGUUGCUACCGAUAGCUGUGUUUUUCUCCGGAGAAGCACGGGGAGAGGGGAUUCGACAAUGAAAGCAUUAAUUCCCCUGAACACAGCAGCUGAUCGGGAAUUGCAGUUAAUCGCGGAGGUGAGCCACGACCGCUCGUCAGCCAUCAUUUAGUGGGCAAAACUCAAGGCAGACCUCCCGUCAAUGACUAUUGUGGCAGAAAAGCCCCCACGGUGGAGUCAGCCAGUGCUGCGCUUUCCCAAAAUAUGACCAGCGGUGCUUGGAGGUGUCGGCAGCGAGAUGACGGCUUAAAAAAUUGGAGUGCUCCCCGCGAGAACGAGAAGCCAUUCACCGACUCCGAGAGGGCCCAGCGAUGGCGAUUGUCUUUAGCGUCCCUCUUAUUUCUAACCGUUCUGCUUUCUGGUAAUCUGUGGUUCUGCGCCGAGGCCAAACUGACAAGGACCCGAGACAAGUUCGCUUCAGUGGACAUGAGCGCAAACCACAGACCCGACCUCCCUUCAACACACAGCAGCCUCAGAAGAAAUGAAGAUGCUAUUUUUGUAGUCAAUUCUACCAAACCUUUGUGGCAACUAGAAACUUGCCAGCCGGAUGGUUUGUCUGAAAACUGCUUCACUUUUGUCGACGCUGACCACUUGUGCAGGGGCCUUUCGGAAACGGAGGGGACGCGGUGGAUGAACAUAAGCGAUUUGUACCUUUCCUUUUGUAAUUCGUACUCUCUUAUGGAUUUGCUUUAUGGAUCAUUAAGUCCGGACAAUUUGAACUGCAGCCUUGACGUGAUCGUGGACGGCGACCUAAACAGGUGCAGUCUGUGCGUUCAGGCGUACCAGCGUUAUGACCUGCACGCGCUGGAGAAAUAUGAGGAAUUUGAGAUGAUGGCAGACAAAUACGAGACGGAUGUAUACUCAGUAAGGACGUGCAUGGAAGAAUGCAAGUGUCGGCAGCGAGAUGACGGCUUAAAAAUUUGGUGUGCUCCCCGCGAGAACGAGAAGCCAUUCACCGACUCCGAGAGGGCCCAGCGAUGGCGAUUGUCCUUAGCGUCCCUCUUAUUUCUAACCGUUCUGCUUUCUGGUAAUCUGUGGUUCUGCGCCGAGGCCAAACUGACAAGGACCCGAGACAAGUUCGCUUCAGUGGACAUGAGCGCAAACCACAGACCCGACCUCCCUUCAACACACACCAGCCUCACAGGAAAUGAAGUGGUUAUUUUAGUCAAUUCUACCAAACCUUUGUGGCAACUAGAAACUUGCCAGCCGGAUGGUUUGUCUGAAAACUGCUUCACUUUUGUCGACGCUGACCACUUGUGCAGGGGCCUUUCGGAAACGGAGGGGACGCGGUGGAUGAACAUAAGCGAUUUGUACCUUUCCUUUUGUAAUUCGUACUCUCUUAUGGAUUUGCUUUAUGGAUCAUUAAGUCCGGACAAUUUGAACUGCAGCCUUGACGUGAUCGUGGACGGCGACCUAAACAGGUGCAGUCUGUGCGUUCAGGCGUACCAGCGUUAUGACCUGCACGCGCUGGAGAAAUAUGAGGAAUUUGAGAUGAUGGCAGACAAAUACGAGACGGAUGUAUACUCAGUAAGGACGUGCAUGGAAGAAUGCAAGGCUGUCUACAAGCCCUGGCUCUGCACUCAGUAUUUCCAGAGUCCUCAGUCAGGCUGCAGUCAUAAGAUUCCCUGUGAGCAAUACUGUCUUGAGGUCCAGCAGAGGUGUCCGUUCAUAUUGCCUGACAAUGAUGACCUUAUACAUGGUGGUACUCCCAGUUUUAUAUGUGCAGGUCGGUAUACAACUCUGUAUCGCCAGAACUGA
This is a messenger RNA of Sinocyclocheilus grahami, 2002 nucleotides long. Its product is annotated as transmembrane protein FAM155A-like. Gene Ontology annotation, biological process: calcium ion import across plasma membrane. The transcript is spliced from 3 exons. Gene Ontology annotation, molecular function: stretch-activated, monoatomic cation-selective, calcium channel activity. NCBI's taxonomy places the organism in Eukaryota, Metazoa, Chordata, Actinopteri, Cypriniformes, Cyprinidae. The record is from RefSeq and is a predicted model, not a curated record. Gene Ontology annotation, cellular component: plasma membrane. The coding region runs from base 449 to 2002 and encodes 517 amino acids.